This is a messenger RNA of Pectinophora gossypiella (pink bollworm), 2312 nucleotides long. Its product is annotated as zinc finger protein OZF-like. Gene Ontology annotation, biological process: regulation of DNA-templated transcription. The record is from RefSeq and is a predicted model, not a curated record. The transcript has 11 exons. Lineage: Eukaryota; Metazoa; Arthropoda; Insecta; Lepidoptera; Gelechiidae. The coding region runs from base 39 to 1694 and encodes 551 amino acids. Gene Ontology annotation, molecular function: RNA polymerase II cis-regulatory region sequence-specific DNA binding; DNA-binding transcription factor activity, RNA polymerase II-specific.
AUUGCGUGUUGAGAUUAUUCUUACGAACAUAUGUUAAAAUGUCUCAGUUUAUUGAGUUUAAUUUCCCCGAAUACAGUUUAAAUAGAAAUUGCACACAAACGUCACAAGAUAAAAACGAAUUCUGCGUUUGUUGCUUUUCAAAAAAUGGAACUUUCGUCGAUUUAUCCACUUGUAAACAUGCUGUUUUAUUAGAGAUUUUCGAUAAUUUUAAGGAGGCGAAUUCCUCAGUCACAGUAUGCAUACAAUGUCACGACAUUAUGAUGAAGUUUUUCAAAUUCAAGACACAUGUUGAAGAAAGUUUUAGACUUUUGAAUGAUCAGACAUUCCAACCGCGGGCCAAUCGAAAAUGUCUCAAGUUACAGUGUUCGCCAAUAGAAAUCUCCUUCGCUUAUGACAGUCAACCAAUGGAAUUCGAGAUCGUAAAAGAAACAAUCUCUCGACCAAUAGAAAUCAAGAACGAAUCGGCCAAUGACGACACAGCAUUUGAAGUUGGAACGGAUAUUAAAGUAGAACACCAUAGCUGUUCGGAUUACGAAACGGAUUUGCCGCUUUCGGAAAUAAAGAAAGAAACUUUGAAGAAGAAUAAAAAGAAAAGUAGGAAAAAGGCCUCAAAUCCAGAAUAUGAAGGGAAGAUAAAGAUAGUCCGCCUGACCAAAGAGGAGCUGAUGUUAGAGAGAGACAGCGAUAAGUCUAAAGAGGCCUACUUGAAAUUGCCUUACAAAUGUGAAUUCUGCAUUAUGGGUUUUGACUAUGAGCUAACCUUGCAAGAUCAUAUGGAGAAACGACAUAGUGAGAAAAAAGGCGCUUUCGUCUGCGAAGUGUGCAAAUCUGUACUGGGUUCCGAAUGUUCUUAUAAGGAGCACUGCAAAAGGCAUUUGCGUAGGUACGAGUGCGAGGCGUGUGGUAAACGGUACAACACCCUGCAGGCGGUCAUACAACACUACAACGAAUGUCAUGGGGUUAUCACAACCAAUUUCACUUGCGACCUCUGCGGGUUCACUACCGAGUCGAACCGCAAGUAUCGAUAUCAUCGGGACAAGCACAAGGAAAAGGCGCAGUGCACCGUCUGUGGGAAUACCUUCGUGAACAAGACAGGUCUCAAGAUACAUAUGUUCACAAUCCACAAGCAGUCGAGCCGCGUGUACUCGUGCAAGUCUUGUGACAAGGUGUACGCGGCGAAGUCCGGCCUGUUGGCCCACGAAGCCUCCGCGCACAGCGGCGCUCCGCCCGCUGCCUACUGCGCCCCCUGCCGCGCGCAGUUCCGCAGCCACGCCAGCCUCCGACACCACCUCAUGACACACUCCAGACACCUCAACCAGGCUAGCAAGAAGUACACGUGUGAUGAGUGCGGCUCUAAGUUCUUGACCAAGCCGGCACUCCAGGAGCAUAUAGACUGGGUGCACCUCAAGAAGGCUGAACAUCAAUGUGACAAGUGUUCUAAGGUAUUCAAAAACGCGCGCUACCUCCACCGCCAUCAAGAGUUCGUGCACGAGAAGAAGCGACUACCACGGAACAAGAUCUGUGACCACUGCGGGCGAGGGUUCACGACGCUGUCGAUUCUGCGCGCGCACAUCCGCACCCACACGGGCGAGCGCCCGCUGCGCUGCACACACUGCGCGGCGUCCUUCGCGCACUCCGCCGCGCUCUACACGCACAACAAGUUGCUGCACGCCAACAAUACCAAUACCACUUGAUGUUUAUUCAUCAUUUGUAUGUCUUUAUUCACCUUACAAAAUGAACACCACAAUUCUAAGAACUUUCCUCGAGUCUGACCUCGAGGCGACCUCCAGGUUUUCCUCGAUAUCAGCUCAAAAUCGGUAUUCUUAGACGGCGCCUCAACCUUAACUCGAGUUUACUUCAGUAAGGCAUGACGUCAUUAAUUUCGUAUGAUUAUGUUGGUAGUAUGACAUACUCGACUCCAGUGAGUAAAGUCCUCAAGUCGAGGAUGUAAAUGUCAACUUGAAAUACCAAAAUGCUCAGCUAACGCCGAGUGGAGGAAGAUUCGAAUUAAUAUGUUAUAAUACGGUUGGAAGACGACAGAAAAAAAAUGGUUUCAAAUGUGAGAAAUCCCGCGCAGAUACUGAGAUACACAAUUAUUAUGACUUGUCAAUUAAUUCCAUCAAAAUUCGUUGAGUUUAUUCGUGGCGCGGACAAUACAUAUUUUUUUUAUAUAAAUCUGGUACUUACAUUUUUAAAUAAAGCGGUAAAUUAUGCAUUUAAAUACAUUGACAAUGUAUGACACCGAAAGUUUAUUUUAAAUAAAUAAAAUAAUUAGAAUAACAAAAUCGGUGUUUUUUUUUCUUUUUUUUGUU